Cucumis melo (muskmelon) is the source of this 1012-nucleotide messenger RNA. RefSeq names its product acidic endochitinase-like. The record is from RefSeq and is marked provisional. Gene Ontology annotation, cellular component: extracellular region. Bases 1 to 1011 code for a protein of 336 amino acids. Gene Ontology annotation, molecular function: chitinase activity. NCBI's taxonomy places the organism in Eukaryota, Viridiplantae, Streptophyta, Magnoliopsida, Cucurbitales, Cucurbitaceae. The transcript has a single exon. Gene Ontology annotation, biological process: carbohydrate metabolic process.
AUGCCAUCCUUCCAAUUCCCCAUUCAUCUUCUAACUUUCCUCUACUUCUCACUCAUCGCCGUCUCAACCUCCGCCUCCCGCCGUAGUUUCGAGGUCGGAGUUUAUUCCACCAGAAACGCCCUUAUCGGCGUCUGCAACUCUGGCAAUUACCAAAUCAUCAACGUAGUUUUCACCGUUUCACUUGGCAACGCCCAAACCCCAGAAAUUAAUUUAAUCGACCACUGCAACUCAACCGCCGUCGAUGGCUGCACUAAAUUCAGCCAAGAAAUCAAGGCUUGUCAAGCUUCAGGCAUCAAAAUCAUGCUCUCCGUCGGCGGUGGGUCCGGUAAAUACAAUCUGAAUAAUUUCACCGAGGCCACGAACUUCUCCACAUACCUAUGGAACAAUUUCCUCGGCGGCCAAUCAAAUUCACGUCCGUUAAACGACGUGGUAUUCGACGGCGUGGACAUUACAAACGAGAGAAGCUCUUGGGACAAUUGGAGCAAACUCGGCGAAGAGUUGGGGAAAUUAUACGAAAAACAGGGGAAGAAAUUUUACUUAUCCGCCGCUCCACAGUGUUCGUCUCUGGAUUCGAGCUCUCAUUCGAUUCCGCAGCCUGGGAUUUUCGAUUAUAUUUCAGUUCAAUUCUUCGGUGACAAUCUCGUUUGCCAGUAUCUCAAUGGCCGAUUUGAGGGGUUUUGGAAAUUUUGGAAUGUGUGGAAGACAUUUAGUGCAGACAAGGUGUUUGUGCAAAUGCUAGCGGGUCCAAUGGCGGAAGAUAUGGGAUACAUUCCACCUGAUGUGUUCAGAAGUGAAGUAUUGCCGGAGCUUCAACGGAGUUCGAAAUUUGGCGGGGUGAUUUUGUGGUCGGAGGAUAUUGAUAAAGGAUAUAGUUCAAAGAUUAAUCCAAAAGUAUGUGGAUCAGUUGAGGCAGCGUCGGAAUCGGCAAAUGAAAUAGCGGAGUUUCCGAUGGGUAACAAUUAUGUUGGUCAACGAGGGUUUAGAAGUUGUAGAGGAUCUUGCGUGCUCUAAA